Hibiscus syriacus is the source of this 2173-nucleotide messenger RNA. RefSeq names its product inorganic pyrophosphatase TTM1-like. The transcript is spliced from 12 exons. Gene Ontology annotation, cellular component: cytoplasm. Bases 168 to 2147 code for a protein of 659 amino acids. NCBI's taxonomy places the organism in Eukaryota, Viridiplantae, Streptophyta, Magnoliopsida, Malvales, Malvaceae. The record is from RefSeq and is a predicted model, not a curated record. Gene Ontology annotation, molecular function: ATP binding; kinase activity.
UGUGUCUGCUUAGCAAUCACGAGAAUCUUAAGCGCUUCUUCGCCUUUUACAUAAAAAUCCCAGUAACUUGAAGUCCAUCUUUUUUCCUGGUCUUUUAAGUUUGACUGCAAAGUCCUCAACACUAAAGACUGAGAUAAAGCUGCAUAAAGAAGUUUACUAAUCUUUUAAUGGCUCAUGAUACCUCUUCUGUUGCCGAAUCACCUCGACGUCGUUCUGGUCUUCUGCGAGACCAGGUGCAGUUGACUAAACGAAAGGACUGUGAUCGCUAUGAGAUUGUUCCGAUCGAAGAUAAACUGUCGUUUGAGAAAGGUUUCUUCAUCGUAAUUCGUGCAUGCCAAUUAUUGGCUCAAAAGAAUGAUGGAUUGAUUUUAGUUGGAGUAGCUGGACCAUCUGGAGCUGGAAAGACUGUGUUCACAGAGAAGGUGCUCAACUUUAUGCCUGGCAUAGCCGUCAUAACCAUGGACAACUACAAUGAUGCUAGCCGAAUUAUUGAUGGGAACUUUGAUGACCCACGGCUGACAGAUUACAACACACUGCUUGAAAAUAUUCACGGUUUAAAAGCUGGGAAACCUGUUCAAGUUCCAAUAUAUGACUUCAAGUCUAGCUCUCGCAUAGGAUACAGGACACUUGAAGUGCCUAGCUCCCGCAUUGUGAUUAUUGAAGGAAUUUAUGCCUUAAGUGAAAAAGUACGGCCUUAUCUAGAUCUCCGUGUAUCUGUCACUGGGGGAGUUCACUUUGACCUUGUCAAGCGAGUUUUACGAGAUAUCCAACGUGUUGGCCAAGAGCCUGAAGAAAUUAUCCAUCAAAUCUCUGAAACGGUAUAUCCCAUGUAUAAGGCUUUUAUUGAGCCAGAUCUCGAAACAGCUCAUAUUAAAAUCAUCAACAAGUUUAAUCCAUUCACUGGAUUUCAGAAUCCUACUUAUAUUUUGAAGUCUACAAGGUCAGUGACAGUGGAUCAAAUUAAGGAAGUCAUAUCUGAGGAAUACAAAGAAAGUCUAGAGGAAACAUACGACAUUUUUCUUCUACCCCCGGGUGAAGAUCCUGAAGCAUGCCAGUCGUAUCUAAGGAUGAGGAACAGGGAUGGAAAAUACAAUCUCAUGUUCGAGGAAUGGGUUACUGAUAGUCCCUUCAUAAUAUCACCAAGAAUAACUUUCGAAGUUAGUGUACGCCUUCUUGGAGGACUAAUGGCUUUAGGGUAUACAAUCGCGGCCAUCCUGAAAAGAAGUAGCCAUGCCUUUUCUGGUGAUAAGGUGACCGUGAAGAUUGAUUGGUUGGAGCAACUCAAUCGCAAAUACGUUCAGGUGCAAGGUCGAGAUCGUUUGUAUGUUAAAUAUGUUGCUGAGCAGCUGGGCUUGGAAGGUUCAUAUGUUCCUCGUACUUAUAUUGAACAAAUCCAGUUGGAGAAGCUUGUAAAUGAUGUUAUGGCAUUGCCAGAUGAUUUGAAAACGAAACUUAGCAUUGAUGAUGAUUUAGUUUCAAGUCCUAAAGAAGCCCUUUCUCGGGCCUCUGCUGAUCGGAGGAUGAAGUAUCUCAGCCGUAUCUCACAAUCGUACUCGAACCAACGGGACAAGAAUUUGCCAAAGCUGACAAAACUUGCUAUUAACAGUAGAAGGUUUGAUGGAAGGGCACCAGAGUUGCCUUCUCCAGCGGUGAAUCCGGGAGUCGUUACACAACUCUCGGAGCAAAUUUCAACUCUGAAUGAAAGGAUGGAUAAGUUCACUUCGAGUAUCGAAGAACUAAAUUCCAAGGUCUCUACAAGGAGUAUUUCGGCUAGCCAGCAGAAUUUAGCUGUGCAGGCAGAAGCCUGCAAUGGUUCUUUACCGACUUCUCUUUUUGUGUCCGGCUUGGGUAAUAAUUCACUCGGUUCAUUGUUGCCUCAUUCUUCAUCUUCUUCUCAGCUGGCUAGAGAAUCCCCACUCAUGGAAGAGGUCCUAGUUAUCGCAAGAGCGCAACGCCAGAUUAUGCAUCAGUUGGACAAUCUAAGCAAUUUGCUACAUGAAUACCGAGGAGAAAGAUGUCGCCAAGAAAGGGUCGAGAGAUCGAACAAAAUGAUCAGUGUUGAGACCAUCGGCGUUCCACUGAUCCUUAGCCUAGCAAUAGGUGGUUUAGGAGUAAACUUGUUUAGGAGCCUGACAUCCCAAAAGUAACACCAUCACUACCAUUUUUAACGUUA